CCCUCUCGGGGUGUCCCCCCGCGUGUCCCCCCGCGUGUCCCCCCCGUGUCCCUGCGCCGUGGGGCGGGGGGGUCCCUCCCUCCCUCCCACCCGGGGCCCAACGCGCCGCCUCCAUCUUGUGCCGCCGCCGCCGCCGCCGCCGUCGCGACAUCACCGGCCCCGGGACAGGCCCCGCCUCCGCCUGCUCCUUUAACACCGCCCGCGGCAGGACGGGGCCCCGUGACGUCACUCCCAGCCCAGCCAAUGAGCAUCCAGGAGGCCUGGCCGGCUGUGACCCCCCCCCGAGGACCCCCGGAGCAGCAACACCCAGUCCAUGAGGGCCCCGCGCACAGGUGGCCGGCGCGGGGAUGGCUCCGGUCGUGGAGGUGUCGGACGCCGGGCACUGCCGGGCGCUGCUGCUGGAGCUGAACGAGCAGCGCCUGCGGGGACAGUUCUGCGACGUCACCAUCAUCGCCGAGGACACCAAAUUCCGCGCCCAUAAAAACGUCCUGGCCGCCUCCAGCCCUUUCUUCAAGCGAGCGCUGGCCCAGGAGCCCACCUGCCCCUCACCUGCCCAGGUGCUGGAGCUGCCGGACGUCCAGGCCGGCGUCUUCUCCGACGUCCUCAACUUCAUCUACAACUCCCGCCUGGCCGUGCCGUCGCCGGCGGCCGCGCGGGCGCUGGGAGCCGUGGGCCGGCGCCUCGGCAUCCCCUCGCUGCAGGGGCUGGAGGCCGGGCCCACGCCGCCACCGCCGCCACCACCACCGCCGCCACCGCCGCGGGACACGAACGGCGCCUGGACGGCGGAUCCCCGCGGCCCCGCCGCCCCCGUGGACCUCACCUGCCCGGCGCGGCCCGGCGAGGCGGCACCGACGGGCGGCGACGAGGUGACGGCGUCGGCAUCGCCGCCGUCGUCGCCGUCGUCGUCGCUGCGCUGCGGGUUGUGCGGCCGCGGGUUCAGCUCGGCGGCCGCGCUGGGUUUCCACGCCAAGCUGCACCGCGGGCGCCGCGGGCUGUGCUGCCGGCACUGCGGGAAGAGUUUCAUCCACGUCAAGCGCCUGCAGACGCACGAGGUCGGCUGUCGCGACGGGGAUGGUGACGCCGACAACGCUGUUGGCGCCGCGGUUGUCACCACCGGCGCUGUCACCGCCACCACCGCUGCCAGCAGCGCCACGGCGGCGGCGGCGCCGAAAGCGGCCAAGAAGGCGCUGCUGCUGCGGCACCGCGCGCUGGAGCCGGGCGCGGAGCAGGAGCCGCUGGUGAAGGUGGUGGACGGGCAGGUGCUGUACCUGUGCGGCGUGUGCCAGCGCUCCUACAUGACGCUGUCCAGCCUGAAGCGCCACGCCAACGUCCACUCGUGGCGCCGCAAGUACCCGUGCCGCUACUGCGACAAGGUCUUCGCGCUGGCCGAGUACCGCACCAAGCACGAGGUGUGGCACACGGGCGAGCGCCGCUACCAGUGCAUCUUCUGCUGGGACACCUUCGUCACCUACUACAACCUCAAGACGCACCAAAAAGCCUUCCACGGCAUCAGCCCGGGGCUCAUCGCCUCCGAGAAGACGCCCAACGGCGGCUACCGGCCCAAGCUCAACGCGCUCAAGCUCUACCGCCUGCUGCCCAUGCGGGCGCACAAGCGGCCCUACAAAACCUACAGCCAGGGCGCCGUGCCCGACGGGGCGCUGCCGCCGCCGCCGGCCACGCCGGGAGACGCCGCGGUGACCGCCGCCUUCCCGCCGGCGCCGCGGCCGGAGCCCGCCUCGGUCAUCGCCUACGGCCGCGCCGCGCCCUCGGUCAUCGUCCGCGGCGGCAGCGGCGCCGCCUCGGUCAUCGCCUACAACGGCCGGGCCGGCGAGGAGCCGCCGGGGGUGCCCGAGGGGCCGGCGGCCGCGCCGGUGACGCCGGCGGUGCCCAUCAAAAAGCAGGUGCUGCGGGAUUACAUCGAGGCGCAGCGAGCGGCCGCCGCCGCCGCCACCGAGGCCACCGCCGCGGCCACCACCCCCCAGAACUCCUCCGGCGGCGGCGACGCCAACACCGGCGGCGGCGGCCGCACCAUGACCUACGUGGCCAAACCGGCGUACGCGGGCUCGGCGGCGGGCGAGGGGCUGUGCCAGAUCACCGUGCGCAUCGGCGAGGAGGCCAUCGUCAAGCGCCGCAUCUCCGGCACCGACCUGCGCGGCGACGGCGCCGCCGAGCCGCGCCGCGGCGACCGCGACAACGACAGCGACGCCGAGGACCGGCUGUGGCGGCCCUACUACUCCUACAAAGCCAAAAGGAAGGCGGGAGGCGGCGGCGCCGCCGCCCCCAAAAAGCCGCGCUGGCGGCGCAAGCUGCGCUCGCUGCGGUGGUCGCCGGGCGACAACGACGGCGACAACGACGCCGGCGGCGACGGGGACGCGCCGCGGCGGCGGCGGGAGCGGCACCACCCGUGCCGCGUGUGCGGGAAGAGCUUCCCGGCGCUGCGCAAGCUGCGCAAGCACCAGCGCGGACACGAGGCCGCCGCGGCGGCGCCGGUACCGGCGGCGGUGCCGGCACAGCCGGGCCGGGUGGGGCGGCGGCCGUCGCUGCGCUUCACCUGCCCCACCUGCGCCAAGGUGUGCAAGACGGCGGCGGCGCUGAGCCGGCACGCCCAGCGGCACCGGCAGCGGGGGUCGGCGGGGGGGUCACCGCGGGGGUCAGCGCCGGGGUCACCGCUGGGGUCAGCGCCGGGGUCACCGCAGGGGUCAGCGCAGGGGUCACCACAAGGGUCAGCGCCGGGGUCACCACAAGGGUCAGCGCUGGGGUCAGCGGAGGGGUCAGCACCGGGGUCACCGCCGGGGUCACCGCCGGGGUCACCGGCGCCGCCCACGGUCAUCGCCUACACCCCGCCGGCCGCGGGCAGGGAGGAGCCGCCGCCGCCUCAGGGCGGGGUCCCGCUGUCCCCCGGUGCCACCGGCGGCGGUGACAGCGCCGAGGGUGACACCGGUGACACCGCCGGGGGGGGGUUCCCGGUGCAGGAGCAGCCGCUGGCGCUGCUGUGCCGGGCCGCGGGAGGGGAAGCAGAGCCUGGGGGGACACCCAGGGGGGCUCCCCGCGUCCCCCCGGCCCCCCCCGGCUUCCCCUUGUCCUUCGGGCCCCGCUUGGUGGCCGCGUACCCCUUCCCCUUCCCCCUCCCCCUCGCCCUCGUCCUCCCCGAGCCCGAGCGCGGCUUCCUGGCCGGGGGGGGAGGGGCGGGGGGGUCUGGGGGGGCUCCUCCCCCCGCUCCCCUCCCCCCCAGCGCGGCCCCCCCCAGUUUUGGGUUCCCCGGGGGGGGAGGGGAGCGGCCGAGGAAAGCGGGGGGGGGCACCUGAGGGGUGGGGGAGGGGGGAG
Messenger RNA from Oenanthe melanoleuca, 3324 nucleotides. RefSeq names its product zinc finger and BTB domain-containing protein 4-like. Gene Ontology annotation, biological process: regulation of cytokine production; regulation of immune system process; negative regulation of transcription by RNA polymerase II. Lineage: Eukaryota; Metazoa; Chordata; Aves; Passeriformes; Muscicapidae. Bases 348 to 3305 code for a protein of 985 amino acids. The record is from RefSeq and is a predicted model, not a curated record. Gene Ontology annotation, molecular function: protein binding. The transcript has 4 exons.